UUUCCAUCGGCUCUUUCGCAUUUUCUUCAUAUUUCCAUGAAUUCAUUUCCGCCGGCUGUCCGCGCGGUGCUUCAUACAUGUCGGCUGAUUUUUGCGUGGUGGCGGCUCUCGGUCUCUCGCUGGCUUUUGCAGCCUCUUGAAGGCGACGCUGAUUUAAAGCCUGUAUCUCUUCCAUUUACCGUGAGUGACAGCUGUUUUCGGAACCUUGCGGAGGAUCGCAGUGGCGUCAACCUCAAAGAUCUCAUCCAUGAUCCCUCCCUGUUGGGGGGUAUGAUCACGGCCUACAAGAUAGUGCCAGAUGAGCUAGACGAAAUCAAGGAGACACUGGUGGAUUGGUGCGAUGAAAAGGAACUUAACCUUAUCCUAACCACCGGAGGCACCGGCUUCGCUCCGAGAGACGUCACACCAGAGGCCACUAAGGAGGUGAUAGAGCGCGAGGCUCCAGGGAUGUCUCUGGCGAUGCUGAUGGGAUCUCUCAACGUCACACCACUAGGCAUGCUCUCCAGACCUGUGUGUGGUAUCCGAGGGAAGACGCUCAUCAUUAACUUACCAGGAAGCAAGAAAGGCUCCCAGGAAUGCUUCCAGUUCAUCCUGCCGGCGCUGCCGCACGCCAUCGACCUCCUGCGGGACGCAGUGGUGAAGGUAAAGGAGGCGGCGGACGAGCUGGAGGACCUGCCGUCGCCACCACCGCCCCUCUCGCCGCCACUCAACAGUUCGCCCUGCUGCCACACUGAGGACAAGGGCGUGCAGUGCGAGGAGGAGGACGAGGAGAAGAAGGACAGCGGUGUGGCGUCCACCGAGGACAGCUCCUCCUCCCAAAUCACCGCCGCAUCCAUCGCCGCCAAGAUCCCAGACUCCAUUAUCUCGCGGGGUGUGCAGGUGUUACCCAGGGACACGGCCUCUCUCAGUACCACGCCCUCGGAGUCGCCCCGCGCCCAGGCCACGUCCCGCCUCUCGACCGCUUCCUGUCCCACACCCAAAGCGCGGCUCCCCUCCUGUUCAUCCACCCUAAGCAUUGCUGAGGCCUCACGGAGAGAAUUCAGGGCUCACCUGGAUGAGGUCAUCACGCUCAAGUCAAGGUACUCUACCUUGGACCAGCUCCAGUGUAGGUUGGAGGGGCUUAAAGAUGAUCGCAGGAGGACCUUCAGCUCUCGAGUGCAGUCACGAUGCAGCAGCAAAGAAAAUAUCCUAAGAUCAAGUCACAGCGCAGUGGACAUCACCAAGGUGGCCCGGAGGCACCGCAUGUCCCCCUUCCCCCUCACCUCCAUGGACAAGGCCUUCAUCACUGUGCUGGAGAUGACCGCCGUCCUGGGCACUGAGAUCAUCAACUACAGAGAUGGGAUGGGUCGAGUCCUGGCUCAGGACGUUUAUGCCAAAGACAACCUGCCACCCUUCCCUGCCUCUGUCAAGGAUGGUUAUGCUGUGAGAGCGGCUGACGGCCCAGGCGACCGCUUCAUCAUUGGAGAGUCCCAAGCUGGAGAGCAGCCCACCCACACAGUGAUGCCUGGCCAGGUGAUGAGGGUGACGACGGGUGCCCCUAUUCCAUGCGGGGCUGACGCUGUAGUCCAGGUGGAAGACACCGAGCUGCUCCGCGAGUCUGAAGACGGCACAGAGGAGCUGGAGGUACGAAUCCUAGUACAGGCUCGCCCGGGGCAGGACAUCAGGCCCAUCGGUCAUGACAUUAAGCGUGGGGAGUGUGUGCUUGCAAAGGGCACCCACAUGGGCCCGUCUGAGAUUGGUCUCCUGGCCACUGUGGGAGUCACAGAGGUGGAAGUUCAGAAAUUCCCCGUGGUGGCCGUCAUGUCGACAGGAAACGAGCUGCUGAACCCAGAAGACGACCUCCAUCCUGGGAAGAUCAGGGACAGCAAUCGCUCCACCCUGCUGGCCACCAUCCAGGAGCAUGGCUACCCCACCAUCAAUCUGGGCAUCGUGGGAGACAACCCCGAUGACCUUCUCAACGCUCUGAAUGAAGGCAUCAGCCGAGCUGAUGUCAUCAUCACCUCAGGAGGAGUGUCCAUGGGAGAGAAGGACUACCUUAAGCAGGUGCUGGAUAUUGAUCUUCAUGCUCAGAUCCAUUUUGGUCGUGUUUUCAUGAAACCAGGUCUCCCAACAACAUUUGCCACCUUGGACAUGGACGGUGCUCGCAAACUAAUCUUUGCCCUCCCAGGUAGAAACCCCGUGUCCGCUGUGGUCACCUGUAAUCUUUUUGUCAUCCCUGCCUUGAGGAAGAUGCAGGGCAUUUUGGACCCUAGGCCCACCAUCAUCAAAGCGAGGUUGUCUUGUGAUGUGAAGCUAGACCCUCGCCCUGAAUACCACCGCUGCAUUCUGACAUGGCAUCACCAGGAGCCUCUGCCGUGGGCACAGAGCACAGGUACCAGCACCAAAGCCGGGAACCAGGUGAGCAGCAGGCUGAUGAGCAUGCGCAGUGCUAACGGGCUCCUGAUGCUACCUCCGAAAACAGAGCAAUACGUGGAGCUGCACAAGGGCGAGGUGGUUGACGUCAUGGUCAUCGGCCGGCUAUGAUGUCAUCACGGGGGGACGGAGCGUCGGCGUCAUAUAGCGAGGGUUGGAAUGGGUGGUUCACGGUGCAUGUCCACAUAUCAUUGACUAUUCUGUAAUAUGCAACGGCACAGCUAGUUUUUAUUGAUUUGGAUAACGUUGAGGUAUAGUCAACAUCUUGAUCACAACCUAGAUACAUAUGAAAAAAAUUAAUUUAAAAAGAUUAUAGUAUUUCAAACAAAGAAAAUAUAACUUUUAAUGAAAAAAAUCUAAUUAUA
Molecule: messenger RNA, 2777 nt
Organism: Anarrhichthys ocellatus (wolf-eel)
Lineage: Eukaryota; Metazoa; Chordata; Actinopteri; Perciformes; Anarhichadidae
Gene: gphnb
Product: gephyrin b
Exons: 25
Coding region: 37-2523 (828 amino acids)
Biological process (GO): glycine receptor clustering; gamma-aminobutyric acid receptor clustering; postsynaptic neurotransmitter receptor diffusion trapping
Cellular component (GO): postsynaptic membrane; postsynaptic specialization; cytosol
Molecular function (GO): molybdopterin molybdotransferase activity
Source: RefSeq, a predicted model, not a curated record